Molecule: messenger RNA, 1652 nt
Organism: Theileria parva strain Muguga
Lineage: Eukaryota; Apicomplexa; Aconoidasida; Piroplasmida; Theileriidae
Product: phenylalanyl-tRNA synthetase subunit alpha
Exons: 8
Coding region: 117-1652 (511 amino acids)
Biological process (GO): phenylalanyl-tRNA aminoacylation
Cellular component (GO): cytosol; cytoplasm; phenylalanine-tRNA ligase complex
Molecular function (GO): phenylalanine-tRNA ligase activity; ATP binding; tRNA binding
Source: RefSeq, a predicted model, not a curated record
AUAUUUAAUUUAUAUCACCCCUGUUUAAUGUUAAUUUUGUAUUUAUAAUAUAUUGUAAGUGUAUUUAUAUUAAAAUGGAUGAAAUUAAUAUUUGCUGUAAAUAUAACUAGUGAAAUAUGUGUAGUAAGGAGGAGGAACUGAACCUUCUCCUGAGUAAAUUAGAUUUAGCAUUUGAAAAACAUUCAAAAAAGAAUGAAUUUAAUGAUAGUAAGCCGUUUGUAUCAACAUUUGAUGUUGAAUAUGACCAUGAUAAGGUUUUGAGCGGAGUAAAGAGUUUAAUGUCAAAGGGCUACUUAACCCUUGAAGAAAACAAAUCAAACACAUAUAUGUUGACCAAAGAGGGUGAAAAAUACUCCAAAAACAAUUCACCUGAGUACAUUCUGGUCCAGAAGGUCAAGGAAUCUAAUGUUUUAACCGUUGACGAGGCUCUCAAAUCUGUUGAAAAUGCGGAUAUUGGCUUGAAGAAGUGUAUGAAGAAUAAGUAUCUUAAACUUGAGGAUAAGGUGUUAUCCCUCGGAUUAAACUCCUUGGAUUCUGAUUUAACUCAGAGUUUACUGUUAGUAGUUGGAAAUUAUGGAAAAUGUGAGCCUUCUAUGAUGUUGGAGCUUUCGAAAUUGAUUCCUGAUAAGAAGAAAUUGGACGAAGAAUUGGGUGAUUUGAAGAAGAGAAAGCUGGUGACAUCUAGGAUUACGGUGUGCUAUAACGUACGGAAGACCGAUGAGUACAAGUCCUCGGUAAGGCCUCAAAUUACUGAUUUGACUAUGGAGUUACUGGAGAGUGGGAAGUGGGAGGAAGCAGAAAUUAAAAAGUACAACUUCUUCUCAAGUGGUAAAAAAGCACUUAAUGGAGAUUUACACCCUUUGAUACAUACAAUGCAGGAAUUUAGAAGAAUUUUAAUAUCGAUGGGAUUUGAGGAGUUGGAUACUAGUAGAUAUUUGGAGUCUAGUUUUUGGUGUUUUGAUAGUCUUUACAUACCACAACAGCACCCAGCAAGGGAUAUCCAGGACACAUUCUUCCUUGAUAACCCUGAAAAAAUUGAUCCUAAGUUUCUAGAUGAGGCGCAUGUUAAAAACGUGUCAGUAGCCCAUGGAGAUGCCAGGGUGUAUAACAGCUUUGGAUGGCAAUAUAACUGGGACCUUGAUGAAUCGCUUAAGACAAUUUUAAGAACACAUGUAACUCCAUGCACUGCAAGGAAACUUAAACAAAUGGCAGAUGAUUACCAGAAGGGGAAGCCUAUUGUUCCUUGUAAAUUCUUUGCAAUUGAUAAAGUCUUCAGAAAUGAAGCCACUGACUCUACACAUCUCUGUGAAUUCCAUCAGAUUGAGGGGUUUGUUGUGGGUUUUGACCUCGGACUAGGAGAUUUGAUGGGUGUUAUGGAAACAUUCUACGGAGCGAUAGGAAUAGAUCCUCUGAGGUUCAAACCAGCUUUUAACCCUUAUACGGAGCCCUCAAUGGAGAUAUUCGGCUUCCAUAAGUCACUUAAUACCUGGAUAGAAGUUGGAAACAGUGGUAUUUUCAGGCCCGAAAUGCUCCUUCCCAUGGGACUCCCAGAGAAUCUGACAGUAAUUGCAUGGGGACUCUCUUUAGAAAGGCCAACAAUGCUAAGCCAUAACAUUAAAAACAUUAGAGACUUAAUCGGCUGUAAAUACUAA